Thunnus maccoyii (southern bluefin tuna) is the source of this 4432-nucleotide messenger RNA. RefSeq names its product glucosamine (UDP-N-acetyl)-2-epimerase/N-acetylmannosamine kinase (gene gne). Gene Ontology annotation, molecular function: hydrolase activity, hydrolyzing O-glycosyl compounds; UDP-N-acetylglucosamine 2-epimerase activity; N-acylmannosamine kinase activity. The coding region runs from base 172 to 2382 and encodes 736 amino acids. NCBI's taxonomy places the organism in Eukaryota, Metazoa, Chordata, Actinopteri, Scombriformes, Scombridae. The record is from RefSeq and is a predicted model, not a curated record. The transcript has 14 exons. Gene Ontology annotation, biological process: UDP-N-acetylglucosamine metabolic process.
CGUUUGCCUCGUACUUGACAUGCGCACCCCUGAGUGCCCAGAUGCUUCACAACGUUGGCUCGUAACCACUGAAUAUCUAAAGCAGAAGAGGAAGAAGUGAACCCAACGAUGAUCCCAGUAUGAUUUGAAUACAGCGUGUCUGGAUAACUCAAGGAGCUAUACUAUCUGAAAAUGCAAAGAAGCAGAGAAAGGCUGGAGAGGGAAAAGAUGGACGUGCAGAAUCGGUGCAAAAAGAGGUUGAGGGUGUGUGUGGCGACAUGCAACAGAGCGGACUACUCCAAGCUGGCUCCCAUCAUGUUUGGGAUCAAAUCUCAUCCUGAAGAGUUUGAACUAGAAGCAGUGGUGCUUGGUUCACAUCUCAUUGAUGACUAUGGGAACACUUUUCGUAUGAUCGAGCAGGAUGACUUUGACAUCAGCUCCAAGCUCCACACCAUCGUAAGAGGGGAAGACGAGGCGGCCAUGGUGGAGAGUGUUGGGCUGGCGCUGGUGAAACUCCCCGACGUCCUCCAGAGGUUGCAACCUGACAUCCUGGUCGUCCACGGUGACCGUUUUGAUGCGCUGGCUCUGGCAACGGCUGCGGCACUGAUGAACAUUAGAAUACUUCACCUGGAGGGAGGAGAGGUGAGUGGAACAAUUGAUGACUCAAUCCGCCACGCCAUCAGUAAACUGGCCCACUACCAUGCCUGCUGCACACGCAGGGCAGAGCAGCACCUCAUCGCCAUGUGUGAGGACCACUCUCGCAUCUUGCUGGCUGGCUGCCCCUCUUACGAUAAGCUGCUGUCAUCUCAUCACAAACAAGACUACAUGGAUAUCAUUAAGAGCUGGCUGGGUGACAAGGUUCAAGAUCAUGACUACAUAGUGGCUUUGCAGCACCCAGUCACCACUGACAUCCAGCACUCCAUCAAGAUCUAUGGACUAAUGUUGGAUGCUCUGCUGUCCUUCAACAAAAAGACCCUCAUCCUCUUCCCUAACAUCGAUGCUGGAAGUAAGGAGAUGGUGCGCGUGAUGCGGAAGAAGGGCAUCGAGCAGCACCCCAACUUCCGGGCGGUGAAGCACAUUCCCUUUGAGCAGUUCAUUCAGCUGGUCUGCCACGCCGGCUGCAUGAUCGGAAACAGCAGCUGCGGAGUACGAGAGGCCGGGGCCUUCGGCACGCCUGUCAUUAACCUGGGAACAAGGCAAACAGGCAGAGAGACAGGUGAAAAUGUUCUACAUGUGAGAGAUGCCGACACUCAUAAUAAGAUCUACCACGCUCUGGAGCUGCAGUUUGGAAAGAGAUACCCUUGCUCUAAGAUUUAUGGUGAUGGCAACGCAGUGCCUCGUAUACUCAAGUUUCUACGUACCAUCGACCUGGAGGAGCCCCUCCAGAAGACCUUCUGUUUCCCCCCGAUGAAAGACUCCAUCUCCCAGGACAUCGAUCACAUCCUGGAGAUGCAGAGCGCUCUGGCCGUUGACCUGGGAGGGACCAACCUCAGAGUAGCUAUCGUCUGCAUGGGGGGUAGGGUAGUAAAGAAAUAUACUCAGCCCAAUCCAAAGACCUUCGAGGCCCGGAUGAAUCUCAUAUUAAAGAUGUGUACAGAUGCCAUGCAGGACGCUGUCUGCCUCAACUGUAGAAUACUUGGUGUUGGAGUGUCCACUGGUGGGCGUGUAAACCCACAAGAAGGUGUGGUGCUACACUCCACGAAGCUGAUCCAGGAGUGGUCUUCUGUGGACCUGAGAACACCCAUCUCCGACGCCUUGCACCUACCUGUCUGGGUCGACAACGACGGCAACUGCGCUGCGCUGGCGGAGAGGAAGUUUGGUCACGGCAAGGGAGUAGAGAACUUUGUCACUGUCAUCACAGGAACAGGUAUUGGAGGAGGGAUCAUCCAUCACAACGAGCUGGUCCAUGGCAGCACCUUCUGCGCUGCCGAGCUGGGUCACAUCAUGGUUUCAUUAGAAGGCCCGGAGUGUUCGUGCGGCAGCAGAGGAUGCAUAGAGGCCUAUGCGUCCGGCAUGGCCCUGCAGAGAGAAGCCAAGAGACUGCAUGACGAGGACCUGCUGACAGUGGAGGGGAUGGAUAUGAAGCUCAUGGAGCCAAUCACUGCUGCCCAUCUCAUCAACGCAGCCAGACUGGGGAACUCCAAAGCUGAAGCUGUUCUCAAUAAAGCUUCCACAGCGCUAGGUGUGGGCAUCAUCAACAUCCUCCACAUAGUCAACCCCUCACUGGUGAUUCUGUCCGGUGUCUUGGGCUCUUACUACCAGGCCCCAGUGCAACAAGUCAUCUCUCAGAGAGCCCUCUUCUCCACCCAGAGUGUCAAGGUUGUCACAUCAGACUUGGAAGAGCCUGCUUUACUUGGAGCUGCUAGCAUGGUGUUAGACUAUGCAACCAGAAGGAUAUAUUGAAAAAUAUAGGCCCUAAUUUUUGAUUUUCUAAGGACUGCUAAUAAGAACAAGACCGCAAAACUGAAAAGUAGUCAUUAUUCUGCCCAUAUAGAUACAUAAACAUAUCUAGGGGGCACAUGCUGAGGGCUAAAGUGAAAGACGACGUGUUCAAACCAUUAUGUCAGUGUUUGACACAAGUAACAUUUGGGGGGGGGGGGGGGGUUAUCUUGUUGAUAACCUCAAUGAUGGCAGUUUUUCUUGUGGUGUCCACAAAAAUACAGAUUCUCAAACCCAUGACAUAAUCCCUUCACUUGGCCAGAUGUUGGCCAGAUUCCAACAUGGACACUUUAUGUGUGAUGUGGGUCCAUUGCACGGGCCGGACAUCCCACCACUCUUAACUUAUUUACAUUUUCAUGGUUUGAAAAAAAACAUUUUUGAGCAAGCAUCACCUUUUUGAAUAACGUACAAAGCCAUCUCCGAGCUAAUAUUACCCAUACAGGGCCAGACUGACUUGUAAUGUGAUGUGGGUGGAUGAUAAACUCAUUAGUAAAUGGGAAGCUUGUUUCCGAUGUGACCAAAAUAUUGCUGAAAAUUCUCCUGUUGCUAUUUCUUUAUUCAUUCAUUGUCUCUGUCUCACUUUUCUAUCUUCUGAAUCUUUUAGGAUUUUUAAUUUUCAAUUUUUAUUUCUUUUGGAGAUAAGGGGGGGGGACUAUCAAGAUAGGAUACAUUUCCAUGUUUUGUUAUAAAUUAAAUUAUUUAACGUAUAGGAAAAUACUCAGAGUGCUUUUGAGAAGAUAUUAUGGUUUGUGGUCUUCAAGACUUUGGGGAUAAUAAAUGGAAACUAUAAAAUCAGUUGAAACACUAUUUUAUUGUACUCAAAUGUUAAUGUCAAGAUUUGAACUGAUCUGAUCUUCUAAGAAUAUAUUUUAUCUCAAAAAAUAUUUACGUGAUUCGUAUGUACUGUUACAUACUGUGUUGUACAUUACAUGUCAUUUGAAAAUUUUGAAUACAUUUCUAUGUUUAUUGGUUUAUGUUGGUCCAAAUUCUACUGCAAAAGUCUAAUCCAUGAUGUUUGGGUUUUUUUAGCCCUCUUUGGUUUUUAUGUAAAACAUCGACAUGAACAAAUCUGAUAUUAAAGGGAUGUGGGUCCAGUAGAGUAAACCCGUUGACUGAGCUGCUGGUUCUAAUAGUAGUUUUCCCAUUGCAAAUUUUCUCCCCCUGGAUAUUAAAUCAAUACAAAACAGCUUUGUCAUGGACACAGGUGUUAAUGUUUCAACUUAAUUUAUGUCUAUCUUUAUGUCUGUUCAGAAUCUGAAAUAUGCAGAUGGCACCUGGUUUGAAGAUAUUAGCCAGAGCUGACAAAGAGCAGCAUCUUUAUAUCUUGCAGUACUAGUGAAAGUGAGCAUUAUACAGUGAGUCUCCCAAGAAUAAUGGCUGCAUUUCUGUCAUUUCAUUGGUUUGCACGGGCCUGUAUAAAAACACUGUCUUGUUUUAGAUAUACAAGAAAUAAACUUAACUGACAGGAACAGAUAUACAGGGUUAACAUGAGCUUGCAAAAGAUAAGCUAUUAAUGCACACAUUUGACUUUUUAAAAAACAAAUAAACAAAUCAAUAUACAUUAAUUUUAGUGACUAUGCAAGCAGGAGAGUGUUAUACCUAUCCAAGGGUUGGAAAUAUGUAUGAAACAGCCAGACACAACAUUGUUUAUGGGGAAAAAAAAACAAUAAAUGAGACUUUAAUUUAGGAACCAUGGCAACCCAUUAUAACCCUUUUGCAGUCUGUAUCCCAUAUCAUCAACAGAUUUGGGCUUUAACAGAGCUGCAGUGCUAUAGUCCCUGCUGCUACAGUGUCUGAAAUUUUAAGUUUAAAAGUCAGUUUGUCAGCCUAGCACAGCCAAAAAACAGUAUUGCACCGCUCAGUCAUCGAUUUAUUAGUAUUUACACCCUGUAAGUUGAUCUGUGCAGCCAUGUUCAGUUAUGUUUGAUGUUUAUCACUUGUCCAGUCAUUUUAUGUUGUUCUGAACUAUUAUGCCUUAAUUACAGUCAUAAAAAGUGAGAUUUCAAAAGAUAAA